CUUUUUUUUAACAACCCCGCCACUGCCAUAUUCUAUUGUUCCAUAUAGAAGAAUUUUGUCGCUCAUUACUCCUGAGAGUUAUCAUGACGGACGAAUCCACGCCCUCCCAUCUUUCUCAGCUUCCUCCAGAAAUGCUUGAUUUCACCAUCCUCAAACGCACAACUACCCUCGCUCCUCGCCUCGGCCGCCUCUCUCUCUCUAGUAGAAAGACUAUACUAACUCCCGGAUUCCUUGGAAAUACUUCUCGGGGUAUUGUGCCGCAUGUUUCGCAAGACAAUUUUCCUAAAACCGGCAUCAAUGGCGUGUACAUUGCUCUCGAGGAUUUCGUAGAGAAGCACCCGCAAAAGACUCCGCCCAUAUUUCAGAUUGAAGCUUCGGAUCCCCUUCGCAGGUUCAUUGCCCUUCCUCACGACUCGCUCAUCGUGCUAGGCGCCCGCCGACAGCCACCAAUACCAAGCGCAGCUACAAAUACAAAUUCGGAGAUAGGCAUACUGACGUCGGUGGGAUUCCGGACAAUAAGUUCAGAAUACUACGCCGCCGCUGCACGAAAGCUGCAACCAGAUAUUGUGGUUGGUUUGGCGGAUAUUCCAUUUGGACAAGAAACGAUCGGAUCGAGAAGGAAGGACAAGAUGAGCGAUAGGACCGAAACUUGGACUAGGGAUAUAAUUGCCAAAAGGAAUACAAUCGAGAAAGGGACCCCACGAUAUAAUGUCUUUGCACCGAUCCUCCCGAUCGAGAAAGAGCUGCAGUCGUGGUAUUUAGAACAUCUGCUGGAUGAUAUGGUGGAUAAGAUCAGUGGUGUCGCCAUAUACGACUCCCAUCUCCUGGAUCAGCUUCCGGAGGAAUUGCAACCGCUCCCAAGAUUGUCGUUUGACAACCCGACUAGUCCACAGGCUCUAUUGCGUCAAGUUGGGCUGGGGAUGGAUCUCUUCACUGUCCCGUUUGUAACAGAGGCUACUGACGCUGGAAUCGCCCUUGAAUUUACAUUUCCUGCCCCUCAAAAGACGAAUGGCGCCGAGAGACGAUCCCUAGGAAUCGACAUGUGGCAGAACGAACACUCGGAAUCGGUUAUUCCGUUGACUGAAGGCUGUAAGUGCUAUGCCUGCACGAAACAUCAUCGCGCAUACAUCCAGCAUCUCCUCGGCGCGAAAGAGAUGCUGGGCUGGGUCCUUAUACAACUCCACAACCACGAAAUACUAAGUGCAUUCUUCGCUGGCAUCCGUAAUAGCAUCGAAACGAACAACUUCGAGCAAGACGUCGCAGCAUUCGAAGUAUUUUAUGAACCCAAGCUACCAGAGAAGACUGGAUCCGGACCGCGGGUGAGAGGGUACCAGUUCCAAGCGCAGGAGCACGGAAAGUCGACAAAGAAGAAUCCCAAAGCAUACAAGCCAUUGAGUGCGCCGCUGAACGUGUUCCAUGGACAUCAGCCAAAUAGCAAGCCUGAGGUCAAGGAAGUGAUUGACGAUGAGGCGCUUGUUGGUUUAGUGGGUAUAGAAAAUAUAGGCCGGACAGAACAGUUAGAGCGGCUGAGGAUUGAAGAUGAUCAUUCCUAGGCACCCAAAGAUUAUUUCAA
Messenger RNA from Lindgomyces ingoldianus, 1573 nucleotides. Its product is annotated as tRNA-guanine transglycosylase. The record is from RefSeq and is a predicted model, not a curated record. NCBI's taxonomy places the organism in Eukaryota, Fungi, Ascomycota, Dothideomycetes, Pleosporales, Lindgomycetaceae. Gene Ontology annotation, molecular function: tRNA-guanosine(34) queuine transglycosylase activity. The coding region runs from base 84 to 1553 and encodes 489 amino acids. The transcript is spliced from 2 exons.